GGAUAGACCUAUUAACAGCGGUGUGGAAUGCAUGGUAUUCGGUCGUCCUAAACACUUUUGUGCGGGGUGUUUUACUGGGUUGUUUCUGUAUUAUGUUUGCUGAUGUGCUCUCUACGUGAAAUCUCUGUAAGAUCUCUGAUGGCUCAGCAGUGUCCACCAUGGAAUCGAGAGACCCCCUAUGAGAAGACAGGACUAACAUGUCAGGCACAGAGCCCACUCUGAACGCCUCAAAGAAGCCAAAGAAAUUAGUAAAUGUGGUAUUACUGACGGGGCAUGAACAGCAAACCUAUGUAGAUGUCAAGGCUAAGUUCCAGGAUGUAUUUAAUCAGGUAGCAGCUCAUUACGGCCUGAGGGAAGUGGAGUACUUUGGCUUGGCAGAGAAUAAAGAUGGGGAGUAUCACUUUGUAAACCUUGAAGAUAAGGUGCACAAACAUGCGCCUAAGUCAUGGAAGUCAACUGCAGGGGAGGGACUGGACAAAUAUGGCAAACCCAUCCUGACAGUUCACUUUAGAGUUCAGUAUUUCGUGGAUCAGGUUGUUUUGCUCAGGGAGAAGAUAACACGGCAGUUGUAUUACCUGCAACUUAAGGAGAAUGUCCUCAAAUACCGGUAUUUGUUCAGUGAGGAACGCUGUUUUCAGCUGGCUGCCUUCUCCCUGCAAACUGACUUGGGCAACUACAACCCCAGUAGACACAGUUCGGAACAGUACUUUGACCCACGCGAGUACUUCCCUGCAUGGGUCGUGGAAAAGCGGGGUACUGAGUACCUCAUGAAAAAUGUACCUAUAAUGCACCAGGAUCUGCGAAAUACAACCAAGAGUGAUGCUCAGUUGAAGUUUAUUCGUGAAGCCUCUCUGUCACCAGCUGCUCAUAACCUUCAUUUUUAUCGCCUGAGAAAAAGGAAAACUGAUAAAGGCUGGAAUGCCUGGAUUGGCAUAUUCCCCAAAGGAGUGGAAAUUUAUGAGGACAGUGCAGAUGGUUUCAAGGACCUUGUGUCUACAUUCUUCUGGCCAGAUAUUGGAAAGUUGUACUUUGAGAAAAAGAAGUUUGAGAUUCGAUCUGUAGGAAGCUGGGAUGGCAGGAAAUUUACUUACUACACAGACUCUGAUGCUAAAUCCAAGUUUUUGUUGUGGCUGUGUCGCUCUACUCACAUGUUUCAAAUGGCAAUUCAGCCAAAACUUAACGAGAUCCGACAUCUAGAUGCAGAAGACAAACGGUAUCGAGAGUCGUACAUUUACAGUGAUGCCCGUGACCUUGCUGCUAGCAGAGGGGUCAGUCCUGCCCGGUCACUGCUGACCCCUAAAAAGACAGGGACCACUGGUCAGAGGUACUCUGUGGUCAGCAACACUAGCUCUAACACCACAUCUGGCAUUGUCAGCGACAAACUUCACAUUAGCUUUGAUGAGAGUGAAGAGUUUGAAGAAGACAGAGUAUCAGAGAUUAUGAUUGACAGCCCUCCCUGUUCCUCAUUGGAUAAUUAUUCUCCUCGACCAGCCAUGGGAACGGCCAUACUGACAACCCCCAAGCAAGGACGAGGGAGACUAGUACCUUUCUCUCCAAAGACACAUACUGGUAUGGAUCGACGAGGGAAAGAAGUGUCAAAGUCUCCAGUGACGCGUACAGGCAGUAACGGAAGCCAGGGUAGUAAAGGCAGUGGCCAUGUGGAGUUGUCUCCCAUCACAAGUAAUGGAAGCUACAGGUCUCGGUUACAACAACAUCAGCAGAUGCUUCAGGGGGCCCGUCUCCAACAGUUGGCCAGUCAACAGCCCCCUUUCACAGGCCAGGGACUACAGACUAAUUCUCCACAGUCAACCACAAAAGGUCCACCCCCCUCCCCAUCUGCCUCUACCAAAAUCCAGCCCUUCAAUUUACCCCUCAAACCACCCGUCAAUACCUCAACAACACAGAGUUUAGGAGCAGCCCCGGUGUACAGCUUACCUCCAAAGACAGGAGCAGCAGCCCAAAGUCCGGCUCAGGUCCGUACCCGCACCCAGGACUCCCCCCAGAGGCCCGUCCUCAGUCAGGGCACGCCUAAAUUACAGGUGAAAUCAGCUGUGCCAGUAGCAGCCGUGGUGGCAAAGCCUCCCAUCCCACCACCCUCAUCCCAGCCUGCAGCAGACAGUGUGUCAGAUGAUGUGAACCUUGUUGCACCACAGUUGGCCGUGCCCCUCUCCCUCCCAGCCCAGCUCUCUGUCCCUCUGUCCAUGCCUCUAUCCAUCACUCCUACAGUCCAGCAACCAUACACUGCUCAGCAAGUCCAGGUGAAGCAGCCCCAACAGUUCCUGGCCCAGCAGAUGUCUCCAGGACAACCCAAACUUCAACAGCAGUAUUACAACCCGGCCACAGAACCGCACCCAAAGGCCACUCCCCCAGUGUCACAAUUCACUGUUCAGCAGCAUAGCACACCCCUGCAGCAGUUUGCUCAGGAGCAGCCUAUCUCACAGCAGCAGUUUGCUGUGCCGUUGUCACAAGCUCAGCAGAAAUUCUCUGGCCUGAAGAAACCUCAACCCAUGUCACAGCAGGGCUAUGUGGUUCAGCCCCAGCCUCACAUGCAGUUUCUGGUGCCCAUGCCCCAGCAACCAUUCUCCGUGGUUCACUCUCAGUCCCAGAAACAAUAUGCUGUCCAGCCUACCACACCCCUGUACUCUGCCCUGCCUUCACCAGCCUCUCAGCCAGCCUUACCCCUGAACCCUGCUCCGAUCUACAGCCUCACCCCCAAGACUCAGUACCCACCACCCAGUCUCCCACAGUAUGCUCCUCCUCCCACUCCCCAAGCACAGUAUGGGCUCCAGGAGAAGCCAGGAAAGUCCUCACGUCCUGCCAGCCGCACUCCAAGUAGAGGGGACAGUUUUAAGAAGAAUCUGGGACCUUUGCAAGUACACAUUAAGUCCAGCAGUGCUCCAUGUGACCCAGCUUCACGAGUUGUUCCUGUUAGCUUGGAUCCCCCCAUUGUGGCAACACCGCCAGAGAUGCUGCCUGUGACCUCUGAUGUGCUACCUACAAGCUCAGACUUUCUGCCAGUGACCUCCGCCCUGUUGCCUCUGACCUCUGACCCAUCACUGGAGACACAAGCACACACCCAUGUCUCAUCAGGGGACAGUGAUGACAUGAUGUCUGUGGAUGAAAAUAUGGCCCUGGCAGAAAUUGACAAAGCGUAUGCCUCACUGUUUGACGCCUAUGGUGAGGACUACCUUAUUUCUGACUCAGAGGAGCCAGCCACAAGCACACUGGAUGCACAAGACACUGCUCUGGGUGCUGUCCAGGGUCAACCUGUUAACCUAUAUCAGAGCACCAGUAAUCCUGCUAAUAACCCUUCUAUACCGUUCAGCUUUGAGGAACUAGAGAGGGCUCUGGACCAGGCACUACAGGCUGCUGCUGCAGAGCAACCCAAUGACCUGGCACAACAGGAAUUAGAUGAGGAGGCUAUAAAAGCUGGACGCACUCGCAUCGCUGUGAAAAAUAAGAAGGAAAAGCUGCACCCGGAGUUAGAGGAGAUCCGUGGUAACGUGAAGCAGUUCUCACUGCCCCUGAUCACAGCUCUAUUUAACGACACUACCUUAGUGCCCUCUACAAGUGGUUGCAGUUCUGACAUGAUGUACGACACCUCAACGAUCUGCUCCACGGACUCGCGCUGGUCAUAUGACACUGACAGUCGCCGCCUGUCCUCCAGCUAUCCCAGCAGCACCGGCACCAUGAUAUCGUUGUACAGUGCAAACCGCCCCUUCAGCUGGCACAGUGAACAGUUUGACCUGGAUGCGCAGUGGGAAGCAUCCAUGAGGAUGUCGAGUCGGCUCCCAGCCCUGCUGGAUAACCACAGGAGUGAGCCCCAAGGCCUCAAUGAAGGCCCUGCCUACUCUAACCCUCCAGUAGCCUCCUGGACACAGGCUAUAGCUUAUGGCAACCGUUACGGACUGCCAUGCAGCUCCCCCGUAGAUCGCUACUCCCCAGAGCUCCUAGCCUCACAGCACAUGAUACCACCAAAGAUCUCUAGUGGAGGUCAUAAUAAACCAGAGAGCAACAUCAAAACAUUAAAGGAGAAUGUGGGGAUAGCUUGACUGGAGAGCUGUUGAGAAGGGAGGUAAAUGUUGUGAUCAGAAUGCCAAACUGAGGAGCUACUUUUGGGGAUUUUUGUUGUUGUGUUUGAGAAAACAAUUAUCAUUAUAUGACAGUUCAUUUGAUGGCAUCACAUAUCAGUAUCUUGCAUGGUGUUAUAUUUGUCAAUUUAACUAUCAUUUUUGUUUUAUAUUCGCAACAUAUCUUUCAGUGCUGUAGAUUUUCAGAAUAAUGGUGUGAAAACUGUUUUAUAAUUAUAUUAUAGUGUACAGACUGCCAUGUGACUGGGUUUUUUAAUCUCAUUUUAAAAAUUAUCUCUGAAUUUUUCCACUUGCUCCUUAGACUUUACAAACUGUUCCUCUUAAAUUUGCAAACUGCUGUUUCAAGAUAGCCGAGACUGAGGCAAGGCAGAGAUAUUCUUUCAUUAAGUUACAGAAUGUUUCUGCAAGACAGCUGAGGUGCACACUGUACUUCAACAUGUUAAAGGCUCAUUUCAUGAGACAGGAAUUUCUCUUGUACUUUGGUUUGCGGAUUGUUUUGAUGGGAUUAUUUCUGAGUUCUGCUGUUAAUCCACACUGCUAAGGGUCAGUGUUGUGUGUAAGGUUGUAUAAUGGCCUAACUGUCAUGUCACUGUGCCAAAAUUGUGAGAAAACACACAGUUUUGUUUUUGUAAAAUAUGUUGAAAAAGUAUCAGUUUCUGAGAUAAGAUAUGUCUCUCACUUUGCUUCAGCAAAAUUUCUGAGAAAAUGUUGUGCCAUAGUCAUAUCCGCUACAUUGUUUUUUUUCCAUUUUUUGGUAAAAUGUGUUUGAAUGUCUGAUUUUAAAUCUUCUUCCUGUAUAUAACCAUUUGAACAAAGUCUUUAUAUUAUAAACUUUGGUACUUUGGUAUUUUGUUUCCAAUUAUCAGUUUGAUAACCACUUUUUUGGUGCAUGUUCAGUUUUGGCUUUAUUUUAUCAUGACUGCUGCAAGGCUAGCGAGAGUAAUUUUUAAAACAAUAUAUGGUAUCAUGUUUUUAUCAGUCUGUUUGAGAUCUGUCUUUUUAUUUUCACUUUUUCUUGAAUCAUUUUUCCACAUCAUUUUGUAGGUGACAAUUUGUCUUUUGUAACUAUAGGAAAAAAUGAGCUUGUGAGACAUGUUGACUACUUCAGCUUAAUUCUGUGAUGUCAGAAGAUAAAAAGAAAUCCUGAUAAAGAUUAACUUAUCAAAUAAAAGCUGUUGUAACUGAUCAUAAUGAUCAUUUAAUGAUAUGCAGCUUUGGUAUAGAUGUUUCCGUUGUGGUGGCAAGGGACAUAACUUUUGAGACCUACAUUUAGAAAAUGAUUUAGUUUUUGGAAACUUAAUUUGGUGAUUUGGAGUAGAAAUCUCAUCAUGCCAGCACUUGGUGCAUAUCUUGAUUCAUUCUAUGCAGGUGGUCCUUUGUGGACAUCGUCUGUGCAGGGAACGUUUUGAUGAUGUCUGUGUUAGACUCUUAUGUAUUCUAUGCAGGAAAUACUUUAAUGCCCUCCUGGCAGCAAACACCGUAACGUGGUCUACGCAGGGAAUACUUUGAUAAAUAUGUAAUCAGUGCAGGGAAUACCUUCAUGUAGUUCUUAUAGGGAAUAUUUUGAGGUUUUUGCAGGAAUGAUCGAAGGUUUUCUUGACAGAAAAUACAUGGAGGUUGUCUUUGCUGCCAGUACUUUGAGGUUGUCUUUGCAGGGAGCAAACUGCGGCUGUCUUUAGGUAAUACCUAAAGGGUGGUCUUUGUGGGGAGCACAUUGAGGUUAUCUUUAUAGGUAAUACUUUGAGGUUUGUCUUUACAAGGAGUACUUUGAGAUUGUCUCUGCAAAUAGUACUUGGAGGAUGUCUUUACAAGUAGUACUUGGAGGAUGUCUUUACAAGUAGUACUUGGAGGAUGUUUUUGCAAGGAGUACUUGGAGGAUGUUUUUGCAAGUAGUACUUGGAGGAUGUUUUUGCAAGGAGUACUUGGAGGUUGAAUACCACAGGUAGAUCAUCAAGAUGCAUGGUUUCUGAUUAGAUAUAGCGCUUCAAUGAAUGAAGACAUCUGCUGUCUUCAUGCAUUGGCUGAAGAAGGUGUAAUAAAGAAAUUAUUUGCUGUAUAAUUACCCAGUAAUAUGUCAUCUCACCUGUAGAUGUCAGAAUUGAUCUUAUACAGUUACUGGUAAACAGUUGUGCGUGAAAACAGUGUGUUUGUAAUAGUUAGCAUUGUCCCGUAUUUGCCAAAGUUGUUGAAUUACCUACAUAAUGCCUUAACACAUUACUUUUUUUCUUUUAAAUUUCUCUUUAAUACAGUGUAAUCUGUAAAUGUAUGUUAAUGUUUUUUGAUAACACGGUAACUCCAAACAUGUAUAAUCAAAAUCACAUUUGUACAGGUUUAUCCUUCUCAUUUUUAUUAUCAUUUUUAUAAUUUGAUAUCAUGUUAAACAAAGCCAUAUAAUAAUUUGAUAGGCAUGAAGACUAAUUCCAUUUUGAGGUUUGUAGUUUUGAUGCAUUUAUAAAGUAAUCUGGCUGGAAAGCAAGAAGUUGUAUAUAUUGGAAAUGUGAAACUUGUCUUCCAUCAUUAAUGUGCAUUAGUAUUGUUCCAUUUUUAUGUCACUAUAGAAUUGAGUACAUAUUUCCUGUGUUGUGACAUGAAUUCCUAAUGGCUUGUCAAUUUGUAUGACUGAAGACUACGCAUAUAUUACUUGGGCAGAGGCACUAUGGCAUAUAUCCAGUGUAGGGCCAGGGUAAUAGCACUUGAUCCAAUUUUGGUAGGGGGCCUUUUCAACAUGCACUAAGCAUCAUAUGAGUUUUCUUUUCCCUUGUCUUUGAAUAAGCUGCUGGAUAAACCCAAAUAAUGGUGAUUAGGCAGCAGUUAAAAUCAUAGAGAACUUCAUGUUCAAUAGAGAAUGUCCAGUCGUCUCUUCAAUGCAAGGUAGAGAUUUGUCAGCGAUUUCAUCAUGUGCAACAUUUUGCAAGGUUUUUUAAGAAGGCAAUGUUUCAGCAAGCUCAGAGCAAUGCUUCUCAUCCAAAAAUAUUUUUUCGCUCUACUUUCGUUGUGCAAGUUUUCCAACUUGGCCACUGACUAUAUCCCAGACUGAGGAUCUAAGCCGUGCUACUGGUUACAUGGCUUAGAACUUUGCCUAAUUUGUCACUGUCUCCUGGACAGUAUUGAGAAUCUACUGCUACUGGGUACAUGUUUUAGAAUGUUCCCUAAUUGGUCACUGACUCUCAUGGACAGUGUGUAGAAUCUCUACCGUGCUACUGGGUACAUGUAUUAGAACUUUGCCUAAUUGGUCAUUGACUCUCACAUGGACAGUAUUGAGAAUCAAUACCUUGCUACAGGGUAUAUGUUUUAGAACUUUGCCUAAUUAGUAAACUGACUGUCUCCUUGACAGUAUUGAGAAUCAAUACCUUUUUACUGGGUAUAUGUACUAAAACUUCACCUAAUUGGUAACUGACUGUCUCCUGGACAGUAUUGAGAAUCAAUCCCUUGCUACUCAGUACAUAUUUUAGAACUUUGCCUAAUAGGUCACUAGCUGUCUCCUGGACAGUAUUGAGAAUCAGUACCUUGCUAUUGGGUACAUCUUUUAGAAUUUUGCCUGAUUGGUCACUGACUGUCUCCUGGACAGUAUUGAGAACUUUGCCUCAACUUGCCACUCACCAUGACUUGGGUGGGAUUGAGGAUAUAGGCCAUAUAUUUGCUACUGGGUGCAUGUUGUAGAAGUUUAAUUACCAUAACUGACUAUAAUUUGGACAGGAUUAAAGAUCUAAGCCUGCUGCUAUUUGCAUAAUUCAAAGUGAUCUAAUGUAGAGUUUGGGCAGGAGGUGGGGGGUAGGGGUGUUGUAGUCUGUGUACAUGUUCUAUUGCACUAUACAUCUACUGUUCCCAUGAGACAAACUUGAAAUAAUCUUGUGAAACCAGAGUCCGGAAGUUUGGAAGCAUCUAGUGACUUGCAAUGAUACAUAUACGCUGGGUGUUAAUAGAAAAUGUUACACCAGGUGACCUGCCAAUUACUAUCAGUCAUACACUCUGACAAUAUGUUAAGUGCCCUCCAAUCAUUGCCAUAUACCAACUCGUCAUAUCUAGGAUUUUUUAAAAUGAUAUGCCAAUAAAUGCCAGAUACUAACCAUGUUUGUACAUAGUAGUCUUCAGUGAAACUUGUCAUUAAUGGUCUAUUUAAGCAUAUUUAAAAUUUUAUCUUUUAUAUUUAAAGUGUGAUAUUUUUAAGCUUUCCAUAAUUGUAUAAUAUUUAUGGAGCUUCUGGUAUAUUUUUGUUUCCAUUUGUAAGUGUUGUGUUUCGUGUAGGUAACUGUCAAAAGCCUAUAUGUUGUACAUAUUGGUAUGUACAAAUGCAGUAUUUUUUAGUAUACAAGUAUACAUACCUUUUUCCAUGCUGAACAGAUAAUCAUGUUAUAUAUAGAAGUUCACAUGUUUGAUGAACAGGGGAAUUUUCAAUACUGGUUACAUUUGCUGAAACUUUGGUUCUGAUUUACUAUUUUAGCUGCCAGUGAUUAUAAUAUAUUAAUUUUUUUUUUUUUUUUAUGGAAAUUCUAUGGAAGUAUGUAAAAUGAACAUAGAGACAUGUUCUUUUACUAUCUGUCUUACCACUUAAAUGAUCAACUAUAGGAACUUGCAUUAAAUCCUCUGUAUUAUUGAAAAAAAUUGUUUUAAGAAGUUGUCUCCCCUGGUAAUAUCCAUAAUAGUUCUCUCACUUGAAAUUUCCAGGAGUGCAUCACUGUGUAAAAGACAUACAUUUUAAGAGCGCCCUAAAUCUUUGAGAGUUCCCACAGGCUGAAGGUUGUUUGUGUUUUUAUAUACAUUUUUUGAAGCAUAGUAAAUGGAUCGAAAGCCUUGUUGUUUCAGGUUUCGUUUCGUUGUUAACUUUAUAUCAGUUAUUACUCAGAGCGUAUGAUAUUAUAUACAAUAUUCCUGCCCCACAGCCGAAUGUGGACACCCCAUUGUACACGUGAAAGGUUAAUAAAUUUGUUUAUCUCAUUUGUAUAACUAAA
This is a messenger RNA of Liolophura sinensis, 9040 nucleotides long. RefSeq lists its product as uncharacterized. Gene Ontology annotation, biological process: positive regulation of hippo signaling. Bases 198 to 4052 code for a protein of 1284 amino acids. Gene Ontology annotation, cellular component: cytoplasmic side of apical plasma membrane; cytoskeleton. The transcript is spliced from 13 exons. The record is from RefSeq and is a predicted model, not a curated record. NCBI's taxonomy places the organism in Eukaryota, Metazoa, Mollusca, Polyplacophora, Chitonida, Chitonidae.